AUGCCUCCCGCUCCAGAAGGACGGGUUCCCAAGCGUCGUCGCACCAGCGAUGACGUAGAAGCGGGCAGCUCGCAGCAGCCAUCACGUUGGGUGAAAAAAGCCAAACGAGCUACGGGCGAGCUGAGGAAGCUGCUGCGCGAAGCCAAUGGGGUUCACGAGCUUGUAACGAAGACGGAACAAGCGAUAGCACGCGCCUCGGAAAGUGUGAAGAACAUGGUGCACGACGUUGAUAUGCUCGACGCACGCCGUACGGCAUCCUCGCGGGCCAACCGUACUCGCCAGAGUACUGCGGUCCCGAUUCAUUCAACACCCGCCCACGAGACGGCGUCCCUGCCAUCCGUCCCGAGAAGCGGCACAGACGCAGAAAAGACCUCCGACCUUCAGGCCGCCCUCGUUGCGCUGAUAAAAGCGCGAGUUGAUGAAAACAAGGACACUGAUAAGCGUUCAAUGGAUGGCGUUCUUCGCUCUGUACUCGAUGCGCUGAUUGACGCCGACCCCCGAGAAAACACGACAUGCUGUACAUGUCGACCUACAGCCAGUCAACGACGGCGCAUCGAGGAAACGAAGUUCUCGAAACCGAGGCCUCGCAUCGGCGCGGACGCACAAGGGUUCCCAUACGACGACCGCAGCGCAUGUUCAAUGUCCGACCCUCAUCCGGACCGCCUUACGAGUAAGGAACGAAACGUCGAAAAAAUGCUCGCUUUGGGUCGACCAGAUCCGUUCAUGGAUUCUUUACCUGGGCUAUCGGUACGACCACGACCAAGGGCUCCAAGGGUGUUCAAGCAACAGUUCACCGUCCAAUUCCAACAUUUACCCCCCGGCGUUCUCGCCGAGAUGGAGCGUUGGCAUGUCGAACUGGGCCGCUGCGGAAAUUGUAUAAUGAGGGCGAUGCGGACGUUCCCUCCUUGGAUUAUUGAGGUUGAAUGGCCGGCAGUUGCGGAGGACGGAUGUCCCGUAUAUGAGAACCGAGCAAAGGCUGAGGUGGCCGAAUGGGAUGAGGAGCGAAGACAGUGGCGUCAUCUGAUCCUAGAUCAUUACCGUUGGAUACCCGUUGAAGAACUUGAGGAGAGACCCAGCGACAGUGCGGCAGAUCCUGAAGUUGUCAAUGGGACAGCACAUGCAUCUAUACCUUGGGACGCUUUGAUUGACUACGAUGCCCUCAAUGAAUAA
This is a messenger RNA of Punctularia strigosozonata HHB-11173 SS5, 1170 nucleotides long. RefSeq lists its product as uncharacterized. The record is from RefSeq and is a predicted model, not a curated record. The coding region runs from base 1 to 1170 and encodes 389 amino acids. Lineage: Eukaryota; Fungi; Basidiomycota; Agaricomycetes; Corticiales; Punctulariaceae. The transcript is spliced from 2 exons.